Messenger RNA from Acytostelium subglobosum LB1, 1254 nucleotides. RefSeq lists its product as hypothetical. The record is from RefSeq and is a predicted model, not a curated record. The transcript has a single exon. The coding region runs from base 1 to 1254 and encodes 417 amino acids. NCBI's taxonomy places the organism in Eukaryota, Evosea, Eumycetozoa, Acytosteliales, Acytosteliaceae.
AUGACGUGCAAGCAACUCUAUUCAUUGUUGAAGUCACUGCUGCCGCAUAUUCAGCCAUCCAAUGAUAAAUGGAGACAUAUUGAUAAAAAGGAAGUGAGAGAGAGGACCCAAGGUGGCUCAACAUUGCGAACCACCUUGAAUGAUAACAGCAAGAACAAUCAAUUCCCUCAAACCCUCACACGUCUGAUCUUAGAGACGUCCAACGGCAGCAUCAAUGGCUUGCCCAUAACACCUGGCAUCCUACCUCAAACACUGCUCGAACUUAGAAUGGAGUACGAAAUCGAGAUCACUCCCAACCUCUUUCCAGAGUCACUCAACACUCUGUCACUUGGUAAAUACAGCAACGCCAAACUUGAGCCUGGUUUGUUGCCAGAGUCAAUCAGACGACUGGUGAUUGGAGACAAUCGAUUCAAACCAAUCACUCCUGGUGUACUCCCGACACGUCUAAUACAAUUGAAGAUAUGUUCGGUGGAUGGCGUCACAAGGCGAAUGCUGCCAAACACUCUAAAAUUCUUGACAAUCAUGGACUUUUUUACACCAAUCACGAGCAAUCAACUGCCAGAGUCACUAAAUUGGUUGACCACUGAUGGAGACAUACCUAUCCUGUCCAAAGAUUCAAAGCUACAAACCUUGAACUUGGUCGAUCACUUUUGCAAACAACAUAUUACGAGUGGUCUACUACCAGACUCAAUCAUUCGCUUGUCGAUUCCCCGUUCUUCUGGUCAGCCCAGCAGCAAGACGGCAUGGCCACCACGAUUGCUUCACGUGGUCCUGGCCAGCCUCAACCAUUUCAGGUUUGAUGGCACCUUCCCCAAGUCUCUGAUAUCGGUUGGAGUCAGAGAUCCAGUCAGAUUUGAAGGUGUACUUCCACCAUUCAUCACCAAACUUGAUAGUUUCCAUCUCAUUGUCAAUCACAAGCUAAAAAAGGAGAAUGCUCGUCCUCUGCUUUUAUUCAUCAAGCAUCUAUUCACGAGAGUUCCCAAUGUUACCACCUACUACUUGAGGUUCACCGAUGGAUCACUUAUGCAACUGCGACGACUGGACAAACGCAACACCUUGAGCAUAUUACAAAGGUCCACAGACAGCAGCUGGGAAACAAUUUUGGCAAAUAUCCCAAAGUACCUCCCAAGCGACAUUAAUUACGAAUGUCACUCAUUGGGUCUCAGUCAGUAUACAUGUCGUUACAACAAAGCCAACACCUUUGUCCAGAUAUUGACCAUCCCUGAAGUCAGUUGCCUCAACCCAACCCAAUAA